AGCAACGCCCCCGGCGCCCCGCGGCGCCGCGAGAUGCCCCGCGCCCGCCCCCGCGGCCGCGCCGGCGGGCUCCUCCUAGCCGGCGCGGCGGCCGCCUGGAGCGCCGGGCGGGCGCCCUUCGUGGCGCCGGGAGCGCCGCGGCGGGGCGGGCGGCCGCCGAGGACCGCCGCGGCAGCUCCAGACCCCCCAUGGCGUCGUGAUGUUCCAACCUACUUUAGUCCCCGGAAAAAGUCAUGGCGUCGGGGGUUUGGCUCGGGCGUGGGGUGGGAGGGCGCCAUGGCGGACGACGCGCAGCGCGGGGAGGAGCUGGCGGACGCGCUCCGCCAGGCCAGCAUAGAGACGCUGGCCGACUACGGGGCCGUGGCGGAAGGCUACGCGGCUGGAAACGCCAACCACGACGUGUCGCAGAAUGUCAACGCUCUGUUGCGAGCGCUGGAGG
Molecule: messenger RNA, 439 nt
Organism: Prorocentrum cordatum
Lineage: Eukaryota; Dinophyceae; Prorocentrales; Prorocentraceae
Source: the annotation of a GenBank genome assembly